CCACAACUACCACGACGGACCUUCUGUCUGCGACCAUGACCGCUUCUCACCCAUCAUCUCGUCACGCGUGAUCGUACUAGACACCACCUUCCUGUCGUCGCCGUCAUGGCAAAGAGCCGCCAGCUCAAGGCGACGCCGGCGGCAGCAUCAUCGCCUGCGUACGACUACCUGCCGCCUCACAACGCGAGACCAGGACCAUCGCAUUCCCCCAAUGCAAACACCAACAAGCCGCUCCCCAAGGUCACUUACCGCAAGCCACCGCCAUCGAGCGCAGCGGCUGCGGGAGGCAGUAGCAGCAGCGCCUUUUCAAAACCUCUCCCUCCUCCCGACCCAUCACCUGUUCGUCCUCGUCCUCCCCGUCCGGACAGUGCCAUGUCCACCUCGACGGCCUACUCGGCGCGUGGAGCCAUCGUACACACCGCCAGUAGAGCGGUGCCGGUGAAAAAGGGCAAAGUGCUCAAUGUCAGGAGAGGUAGCAAUCGCGAACAGGAGCGCUCCUCCUCAUCUUCGCCUCCGCUCGAACGGCCGCCUUCAGAUCGAGAUAGUCUGGCGUCCUUGACAGAUGACGGCGGCCAAGGCGACGCCGCUUCAGAGUACGAUCCGGAUGAGGCAGUGGUACUGCAAGAGCAGCCGCGACGUCGAGGGCCACCAGCAAAGCUCGACGUAGCUAGAGCGAGAGCAACAACAAACUACGAUAGCCUACCAUCGCCCCAGGCGUCGCUCAACUAUCCGAGCCCGACUGAGGGAGUGGGGCGGUCCACCAAAAGCAAUUCGACGCUCAGCAUCAAUGUCGCAGGCAUGAGCACGAGCGCUAGUCAUGGCAGCGCAGGAACUGGAAAAGGCCUGCCGAAACGAGCUUCCAAGAGCGCUACGACGGCGCUGCCACAGAUGCCCCAGCGCAGCCCUUCGACGUACAGCGGAGACGGUAGCGCUCCCCAGACGACCGGGCAAUGGGCAUCCCUCGUGGAAGAGCCAGACUCAUUCGAGACAGAUGCCAAUCUCGCAAAACUGGCAGCUUGGUCUGCCUCGACGAGCUCGCAGCCCAAGCAGGCAGUCGAGGCGGCGCGGCCACCACAGCCUCGAGCCUCGCAGAAUGGGGCGCCACGCAGCACGGCGUACCUCCUCAACUCGCUCCUCUCCUCGCAAGCGUCCAUCGAGAUUACCUCUUCCUUCACACAACCGCCCUUUGCAUCCGUCGAAGACUAUGAGUUUGCCAAGCGCGAGCUCAAACGUCUGCAGGAUCGACUGUCAGACAAAAAGUCUCGCCUACGCACACUCAAGAGGGUGCGAGGAGCAGUCGGCAAGCUGGCAAAGGCAUCGUCACCUAGCCGAUCAACCAGCAUCAACGGCAUCAACACGCCGCUCGGCACCCUCUCAGAGUUGCCCGCCUCGUCUUCAGACUUGAGCGUCGCAUCCACGGCCGCACGCUCGCGCAAACCUACGCUCACAUCGUCUCACCAACACUCGCGCAACCUAUCCAAUGUCACGAGCUUCUCGACGACGACCGAAUCUCUUGGCCCAGGAGGGUCAUCUGCGGCAUUCGAGUCGGCAGCUGAGCAGGUCGACAGGAUCGUGGAUGAGGUCAUGGUGUUGCAGGACAAGAUUGACACGCUCAAGACGAGGAUGAGGGAGCACGUAGCGAGAGUGCUACUCGAGAGGUGCGAGGCGCUGGAGAGCGGGGGUCAUGAGCCGGAGCAGCAGCAGCAGGGCGACGAGGAGGCAACGAGUGGCGCAUCGCGCGCAGAGCUCGAGGAGGCAACGAGUGGCGCAUCGCGCGCAGAGCUCGAGGAGGUCCGUCAGCGGCACGAGGAGACGCAAAGGACCCUCGCCGAGCUGCAAAUGUCCCACGAACAGGCUCAAAGCACGCUCAGCCAGGCGCAGCUGUCCUUGUCCGAGCGCGACAGCGCUCUUGCGGCAAGCAAACGAGCCAAUGCCGACCUCCAAGCCCGCCUCGAUGAGCUUGAGCGCAACGGGCGUGCCUCUUCGGCUCGUCAGGCCAAGCUCGAGGCAGAUUUGGCCUCCUCACAAAGUCAGCACGAAUCCCUCUCCUCUACGCUCUCCUCACUGCGCUCCGAGCACGACGCGCUACGUGGCAAGCACGACACUGUCACUCGCGACUUCGAGGCUGCGAGAGCGACGCAAGGCGACUCAUCCUCUCAAGCUGCGGCGGCCCAAGCCCGCUACGAGGAGCUCGAACUCGCCGUCUCUGCAGAGCGCAAGAUCAUGGCUGAGCGCGACGCCCUCUUCCACGCCUUCGAGGCGCGACUGGAGCGAGCAGAAGGUACUCUUCGCGAGCAAGAUCGACGCUGCGCCGCAUUGUUGGGCAAGAGCGAAGGACGUGAAGAGCUCGACGAUUUCCUGGCCAAAAUCAGAGGUGGCGGGGCCAAGGCAAAGGAGAAAACAGCCGGUCAGGACAUCGAUGCGCUGCUCAGCUCUCUGGGACAACACGUGGAAGACUUGGCGGAUGAGCUGGCUCGACGUCAUCGCGACGACAGCUACAGCUUCAAUGGCGGCGCGACAGACGACUACAGUCGAGCGGACGAGCUCGGCGAGCUGCUGGAGCAGUCCCGCAGCGAAGCGACUCGACUCCGUGCGCAGGUCGAGGACAGCCGACUGCAGAUCGAAGCUCUCAACUCUACGCUCAACCGGCCAGACAGCACAUCGCGUGUAGUAUCGGCGCGUUUGUCCACCAAGCCGAUGCAUGGACGAUCCUUCUCCUCAGCCUCGUCAACGCACCAGGUGCAAGAGUUGCAAGAUCGAGUUUCAGUCAUGACGCGAGAGAACGAGGAGCUGAGGGAGCGCCUCGCUUCAAGGAGCGCGGGGUCAGACUCAUCUCUGGUCAAGGUUGGAGGCAGCGACGAUGGACGCAGCGAGUACGAUCCUCCACCGCCCUUGCCACCCCUCGUGGCUAGCUUUGAGAAGCUUCUGCCUGAAGGCUUGACGCAACGCAUGGAUCUGCAAGCCUUCCUGACGGCCAUCAAUCAGGUGCCUGCUACGAAGGCUACACCUACGAGCUCUGUCUUACUCACGCGGCUGCACACACUCAUUGAUCUGGCUCGCAUCUCGACGGAGAAGGCCAUCGCUGCGGCGGACGACGCAAAGCGCAACGAGAAAGAUGUGACUGCGCCAUCAGCUCUUCCUCGCUCUUUCGCCAAUACCCGCGUCGGAUCAGGUCAGAGCAAAGCCGCACUGCGAUCCACUGGCCUCAAGCCCAUCCAGAUCUCCAAGUCUGGCUUCCUACCGUAUCGUUCGCUAGCAGACGGGACAUCCACGCCUCCGGCAACAGCUCACAGCAACGGCUCUUCAGACGCGCCCAUUGUGCCACCCAAGAGCGCCGGCAGCCUCGUCCCGCCUCGCAGCGUGGUACCUCGUCGUUCCUUCUCAGCGCAAGACGCCGAGUCUUCUCCGCUGCCCUCGCCGUCGCAUCCUCGCCACGCGGGCGCAGAGGGUGGGACGACCGCCUUCCUUACCUCUCCCUCCGAGGCCAGCUCGACUACGCAACUGGUCUCGCGUCUUCGCUCCCUUGAAUCGCAGCUGCACACACUGCGAUCUGGCAAACGUGCGGCGAUGGAGCGCUGUGAGGCUCUCGAGGCUAAGGUUGUUGAGAUGGAGACAGAGCUCGAAGAGGGAAGGAAGAGGGAGGUGCGAUGGUUGGAGGGCAUGAAUGACGCGAGUGCAGCCAACGCUAGCACGAUCGUCGGCCAAGGAGCGGCGCCCGGUUCAAAUGCCAUGACGCCUUCGACGUCCGGUCAGCAGCUCGCGGUGAGAGGGGAUUCGCCCAAUCGCAGCCCGUCGCCGCGGCUCUUCAACAUCGCUUUGCCCGUUUUGAGCGGCUGGGGUGGUGCGGGCACGAGUGCGCCCAAUUGAUUGAGAGCCAGGAGGGAAAAGGAGAAGGGACAGCAUUCGCGGAAAUCACAGCAUCAUUUUGUCACCGUCCCCUGCCAUCAUCUAGUGUCCCUUAACUUAAUAUGUAAUUGCAACUGUGCGCAACUGCCUAUCUUCUGCCUCCCCAGUGUGAGCUGUAGUCUGACGGCAAUGCCUCUGGCUCGAGUGUCGCAAGGGUGCCGCUCGCCCCGCUGUUGCUGAGCGAGUGGGUGCGAGAGUGCGUCUGCUCGUCUGAGUCGACGUCAUCGACGUCAUCGACGUCGCCCGCUGAAUCCUCCUCCUCUUCGUCAUCCUCACUCAGGCUCAUUUGAUGGAAGAAGCGCCGAUCGACCUCUUCGGGUGGUG
Jaminaea rosea is the source of this 4230-nucleotide messenger RNA. RefSeq lists its product as hypothetical. NCBI's taxonomy places the organism in Eukaryota, Fungi, Basidiomycota, Exobasidiomycetes, Microstromatales. The transcript has a single exon. Bases 106 to 3867 code for a protein of 1253 amino acids. The record is from RefSeq and is a predicted model, not a curated record.